AUGAUGCUAUCAGAUGUCUGGAGAACUCGUCUUCUGGCUCCAGGAAUUUCCAGAGCAGAUUUUGACGAUGUAGUGUCGCAUGUGCAAUUGAUUAGAGCUACGAAGAAUCGCAGCAUCAGAGCCUGUAUUGCUCUUCUACUGGUGAAACUAAGGACUGGUUUUUCCCAUCGAAUGCUAUCAACACUCUUCAACAUUGAAAAAUGUGGUGUCAGACGGGCAAUAACAACAGCCAGGAGAGAAUUUUCUCAGACUUUUACUCCUAAAUAUGUGGGAUUUGACCAUAUCUCAAGGGAAGAGAUUAUCCAGGAGCACACAACACCACUUGCUAAGGAGCUGUUUGGCAGUGAUCUACACAAUCCAGCUAUUUUAGUCGUGGAUGGAACCUACAUUUUUAUCCAGAAAAGAAGCAACUUCAGGUUCCAGCGCAGGUCAUACAGCCAGCACAAAAACCGACCUCUAGUCAAGCCAAUGCACAACAUUCAGUCCAACAUGGAGAACAUCAAAGAUUGGCUGCAUCAGGAGGAUGUCCUCGUAGUUGACCGUGGCUUCAGAGACUCAAUCAAUUUCCUUGACAGCUUGGGAAUCAGAUGCCAGAUGCCUGCCUUUCUUCCAAAAAGCCAGAAACAACACACAACAGAUGAGGCAAAUACUUCAAGACUGGUCACCAAAAUCCAUUGGAUUGUUGAGUCGGUGAAUGGACGACUGAAACAGUGGACGUUUUUGCAAAAUGUUGUCCCAAAUACCCAGAUACCCUUCAUCAGGGAUUAUGUUUGCUUGGUUGCAGCUCUCUGUAAUAAGUACAGACAACACUUAAAUGCUGGAAACCCAGAAAAUGAUGUGAUUUUAGCCGCUAAAAUGAAGUACUUAGCAUCUCAGACAAACAAGCUUCAGGAGAGAGUGGAAUCUGAAGGACUACACAGAAGAGUCAAGUCAUGGACCCCAAUCAAUGCUGCUGAUUCGUUGGACUUUCCACGUCUCUCAGAGGAGGAUCUGUGUAAUUUGACUAUUGGUGUUUACCAGUUAAAGCUGGCUAAGGGGUACACUGCUCAGCACAUGGAUGAAGAAGGUGAUUACGUCAUCAUGGUAAAUGCUGAUAUUCCUGAUGUUCUGCAGAUAAGGAUCCAGAGUCGACAUAUUUCAGGUAAACAAUGCCUUCUUUGGAUAGAGCACUCAGAGGGAGCUGUUACUGGUUGGUAUUGUCAGUGUCGUGCUGGAGCCAGAGUUGUCGGGGCAUGUGCCCAUGUGGCCUCAGUAUUGUGGUUUCUUGGCUAUGAAAGACACACAAACUUUGCAUUUAGACCUACUCAAGACUGGGCUGACUACUUUGAGGAUGCAGCUGUGCUUCCUGCAGUAAUGGAUGGCUCAUCAGAAAGUGAAAUGAGUGCAACGGAAGAGUGACAUGAAUUGCGACAUUGGUUUAUUGAGAGUGAACAUUCUGCAGGUUAUGAUAUCCACUGCACCAGACUCCCAUUAUUGUUUUCAACAAUAUAGUGGAAGGCUGUGUAUAUAUUGUUAUUUAUUAAUUGUAAAUAGGGAUUUUUAUGUAUCUAUGAUUUUUUUUUAAUUUUUAAAUUGUGAUUUCUUAACAUCUGUUAUAUAAUUGAGAAAUUAAAAAAUAGUACAUUGUACAUCCAAAUAACAUUCAAUGAUAGAUUCAUUUCAUGAGUUUAAUAAGUUCAGUUGUAAAUAUUGAAAGAUUAAUUAUGUACCUUGACAAAUGAAAUGAUUUGUUAUUAUCAUAUGAUUAUACUUCAUGAAUGAUUGUUAUCAAAAUUAAUAUACUGAUGUAAAAUGCAUAAUGCAUCACAAAAUGUUUCUCAGAUAAUAGUAACUAUUAUAGUUUAUUAUGCAAUGUGUUGAUUCGCAUAUUGAACUUUGUUAAUUUAACAUGACUAUAUACAAGUACUUGUUAUUUUUUGUAGUACAAUGUAAUUACAAAACCUUUCCAGACAAAUAUGUACUAGUAUAACUAAUUCUUUGAUGCUUAAUUCAUUUCUAUGACAUUGUGAGGAUGAUAAACAUUAUCUUAUUAUGAGUAAAUGUAGUAUAUAAGGCAUGAGUGGUGUGAUGUUUAACUUCUAUGAUCUUUUUGGUAAUAGUAUAGGUGGGUGAUGGGAGUUCUGGAAUUUGUUUAUGCAAACUGAAAUCCCUUAUUGUUAUUUUUGUCAAGUUUAAUGAAUUGUUAUUAAAAAUGUUAGUUGAAUACAUUUCUUGUUUGUUCACUUUGUGCAUUCAAUGUCUUUUUAUGUUAAAUACAUAAAAUAGUACUUGUCUUUGAAAAAUUAACAUUUUUCUGUGAAUUCAAAAUAAUAUAAAGGGUUUUUUCUCAUUUAUAGUUUUUGAUAGAGUUAAAAGGAUUUUAUUUAAAAUAUGUUUACCAUAAAGUACAUAUUGUAAGUGGAGUCCAUUUAAAGACAUGUUAAGUUCCCAGGUAUCUCUGAUUUUGAACAUAAAAACAACUGUUUUACAUUAAAAUUCAGUUUUUUUUUUACCACUUUUAGCUAAAAAAUAGUUACUAUUCACAUGUUUAAGAUCAUUUCUGUUGUAUUUGUAUUAAAAAUCCAUCAUUUAUUUCUUUGAUUAAAUUUACAGACAAAAAAUUAUUAAAAAUUUCCAGAAAUCAGUGAAAAUUGUGUUAUUUUUGUAUUUUUGACCCCAAAAUGUCGUAAAAGUGUUUUUUUCAUCAAAAUAUGUCUGAAAAGGUGUGAUUCAAUAAUAAUUCUUUUAAUAUUUAUAACAAUUUGUCCAAAAUGGUUUGGGCCAUAUUUAGGGUCUUACUGCCC
This is a messenger RNA of Saccostrea echinata, 2783 nucleotides long. RefSeq lists its product as uncharacterized. NCBI's taxonomy places the organism in Eukaryota, Metazoa, Mollusca, Bivalvia, Ostreida, Ostreidae. Bases 1 to 1398 code for a protein of 465 amino acids. The record is from RefSeq and is a predicted model, not a curated record. The transcript has 5 exons.